This is a messenger RNA of Pistacia vera, 3684 nucleotides long. RefSeq lists its product as uncharacterized. The transcript is spliced from 10 exons. Gene Ontology annotation, cellular component: U2-type prespliceosome; commitment complex; nuclear speck. Bases 352 to 3264 code for a protein of 970 amino acids. The record is from RefSeq and is a predicted model, not a curated record. Gene Ontology annotation, molecular function: pre-mRNA 3'-splice site binding; poly-pyrimidine tract binding. NCBI's taxonomy places the organism in Eukaryota, Viridiplantae, Streptophyta, Magnoliopsida, Sapindales, Anacardiaceae.
GUAACAAUAGCACAAAGCCUUUCUCUUAGCAGAUAUCUGUCUUUGCAGUUGUAGGUUUCGUCUGUCCUUUCAUCGUUCAUUUGGAAACUGGAGAGUCUCAGUGCAUCUCUUCAUUGGCAUUUACGAGAGAGGCUGCAAAAUUGUUAAAAACAGGUAGAUCGCUUGCUAAAGGGAUUGAUACUCGUGACCAAAGGCACCUCUCUUUCCCUGUGGGUGCAGUGAUAUUCAGACAGAGGCAGUCUGUAAAAAUUCAAGGCUUUAUUGGCAAAUCUCUGUGUUAAACUGUCCUCCUUCGCUUUUGUCUUUAAUGCUUUCUAUGCUUGACUAUUAAUAGUUGGUGCACUGGCCAAGAUGAGUAGAUCUGGUCGUAAAAAAGAAAAACAUGGAAGAAGUGGUGACCUUUCCUUAGAUAACUGCAAUGAUGGAACUGCUGCUCGAACAAGGCCUCUCAGUUUUGAUGAGAUAAUAAUUAUGAGGAAAAACAAGAAAUCGCCUGAAGAAGUUAAAGAGGGAGCUACAGGAGCAGGGAAUAUAUCAGGAGAUUGUACUAUUGAGAAUGUUUCUAAUCAUCGUGAAUCUGAAAGGCAUCACAGACACAAUAAAGAUUCUUCCCAUGGUGUUGACAAGCACUUGUCACGGGAAUUUGUGAAGCUCGGUUCCCGGGGAAAAGAAGAUGGCAUUCCCCCUAAUGAUAGCAACUCAGUGAGAAGGAGAGAGAGAGAAAGCCGUGAAUCAGAAAACAAACUUAGGGAUGACAGUUUAGCUAAACCUAAACAUAGAGAAACUCUUCGAUCAGAAAUCAGAUUGAAGGAUGGGAGUCUAGCGAAGGAAAACAAUAGUGGAGAAAGUCGUAGAUCAGAAAUCAAGUUGAAGGCUGAAAUGAAAGAGAAAUUCACCAAAGAUAAAGGCAAGGUUGACACAAAAAUUCUUGGCCUGGGAAAAAUUUAUGAGCAGUUGAGUGAAAAUUCCAAAGAUGAAGCUAUAAAGAAGCAUUCAAGAGAUUUAACAGGAAAGAAUAGACAUGAGGGCAGAAGUGAAGAGAAGUCUGAAAGAGAAAGCAAGAGAAAACAUCGAAGUGGAGAUGAUGAGAAAAAUGGAGAUAGAAAUGCUGUGAAGAAACAGGAGCUAGGUAAACGGCGUGAUUCAGAUAAUUCAGAGAGAAAGGAAAGGAAGGAAUCUCCAAAAUCUCGUUAUGGGGAAUCAAGGUUGAAAAGGAGGCGAUCAAGGAGUCGAGAGCGUGAGGAAAGAAAUAGACGGUCUAUUUCUGUCUCACCAAAGGCACAUAAACAUACAUCUUAUCAUGGACGAGAGCAUGAAGAACUCUCUGCACAUUCUUCUAAAGGCAGGUCUGAAAGACAUCAUUCUGAUAUUGACAGGAGCAAAGGAACCAGUAAUGGAUCGAAUAGUCACUAUAGGCGGCAUGGUGGAUCCACAAGUGGCCUUGGUGGUUAUUCGCCGAGGAAGAGAAGAACCGACGCUGCUGUUAAGACUCCCUCCCCCAUUAAUCGCUCACCAGAAAAGAAAAGUGCCAAGUGGGAUGUCGCACCAACAGAAACAAACACUAUUUCUGAUUCAGUUCCAUCUACUUUCCAGAUGUCAAACCAAAAUGCAUCUUCAAAUGAACAUGAAGUGGUCAGAGCUACUCCUGUCACUUCAACUGCAGUGAAGCCUCUCGAUGUGGCUUCAGUUACUGCUUCUUUGACAAAGCAAAAUAUCUCCAUUGACUCUCUUCAGCUAACACAAGCUACCCGGCCUUUGAGGAGCCUUUAUGUAGAUAAUGUACCAGCUUCAGUCUCUGAGAAAGCUGUGAUCGAAUUUCUUAAUAAUUUCUUGCUUUCAUCUGGUGUUAAUCAGACUCGUGGAUCACAACCUUGUAUUAGCUGUGUUAAAGACAAAGGUCAAGCUCUUAUAGAAUUUCUUACACCUGAGGAUGCUACAGCAGCACUUUCUUGUGACGGCAGUUCCUUCUUUGGCUCCAUACUCAAAAUCAGGCGCCCCAAAGACUUUGUUGAAGUUGCAAAUGGUGAAGCAGAGAAAUCAGUGGCAGCAGUUGAUGUAAUAAGUGAUACCGUGAAGGAUUCACCUCACAAGAUCUUCAUUGGUGGAAUUUCGAAAACUUUUUCAUCUAAAAUGAUUAUGGAGAUUGCUUCUGCUUUUGGACCUUUGAAAGCGUAUCACUUUGAGAUCAAUGAGGAUCGUGAUGAACCAUGUGCUUUUCUGGAGUAUGUGGACCAAUCAGUUACUCACAAAGCUUGUGCGGGUCUCAAUGGCAUGAAGUUGGGAGGGCAAGUACUGACUGUAGUUCAAGCUGUUCCAGAUGGAUCAUCCUUGGAAAAUAAUGGAAAUUCACCAUUCUGUGGGAUCCCUGAGCAUGCGAUUCCACUGCUUGAGAAGCCCACUCAAGUCCUGAAGCUUAAAAACGUGUUCAAGCCAGAAGGCCUUUCAUCUUUAUCUGAAUUGGAAGUCGAAGAAGUACUGGAAGAUGUGCGGUUAGAGUUUGCAAGGUUUGGUACUGUUAAAUCUGUUAAUGUUGUCAAGUAUGGAGAUAUUCAGAUUGACAACCCAAACAUUUGUGAAAUCAGUGACAAUGUGGCAUCUGCCAGAGUCGAGCAAAACUUAAGAUGUGUCGAAACAAAUGAGAAAGCAGAAAGCUUGGAAGAAGCUAUUUGCGACCAAUCUGAAGGAAUUAAGGGAUUAGAGUCUCUAGAUGAUGCCAGAGUUAAGGAAAUUGAGGGAAAAAGAGUUAAUGAUGAUAACCUUGUGGGUGGCUUAGUGGUGGAUGAGCCAUGCCCACUGGAUAGGCUUGACAAUAACAUGGCUGCUGAAGGCCUGGCCCCAGAGAGCCUGUCUAAAUCACUUUCUCAAGAAGUCUCUGAGCAAACAAACACCUUGAAGGAUGAUUCAUGCUGUCAUGAGGACAGAGGUGCUUGUAGUAUUGAAACAGACAACAUCAGUUUGGAAAACAAACCAUCAGCUGAAGUAGAAUUGAAUCUUGAUGAAGUCAACAGAAACUUGCAGGAAGCCUCUGUGGGAUUGGAUGAAAGUGUGGAAACACAUUCAGAUUCUAUUGAGAAUGGUGGCAAAGAGAAACGGGAUAAUAAUCUUGCACGCAUAUUCGAGCAAGGCUCUGUUUUUGUGGAAUAUCGGAGAACAGAAGCGUCAUGCAUGGCAGCACAUUGUUUGCAUGGACGGUUAUUUGAUGACCGGAUUGUGACAGUGGAAUAUGUCCCUCUGGAUCUUUACAAGAAAAGGUUUAAAAAAUGAACCCAUUUGGGAAAAUUGCAGUCAGAGAUAGGAGAUAGAAUUGGUUGGCUUAAUUUCAUCCUUAGGUGCCAUUGACUACAGUAUUUAAAGUUUGCCAAAAUUUGACCCUUUCCCGGAUGAUCUUUAUGGGAUACCAACUUGAAUAGCUUGGAUUUUGAAUCCUUCAAAAGGGAUGGUUGGCUUCAUCUGGCAAAGUGGAGCAUCUUUACGUAAAAUGGCUGAUGGCAAUGGUUGCAUGAAGUAUGUCUGAAAGUGGAGGUGAGGUGAGUAGAUGCAGUUUUAGUUUGAUUUAGGUUAUGGACAUUCCAUGUAUUAACUUUAUUUGUGAGGUUGUUUGAAUUUUGAUUCAUUUGUAUUUUAUAGAUGUUGUAUCUUUUACUAUUGGUCUGGUUACACAGUUAACAGCAUAAUCUUAAAGAU